CACCUCCGCAGCAGGAAGUCCAGAACCGGAGCUUUAUUUCCUCCUCGCGCCGCCGGUUUUUUCCACCGAGCCGCAGAUAAAAGAGACACGCGCGAGCUGAUGGCAAGACAAACCCACGGAGGGUCACUGAGACACGAACACGCAGAGUGGACAUGAAGCAGAUCCUCGUCCUCGCGCUCUUCCUCGGCCCGGUGUGCUCGUGUAAGAUGUCCCGGUGCUACAACGACACCGAGCUGACCAGAGCGGCGGAGCAGAAGCUCCGGAGCCACUACCCGCAGCCCGCCGAGCAUCUGGCCACCGCUGCCCGGGGAGCGAAGCCGUCCUGCCCGCUGGAGCUCUACCGGCAGCCCGCCUCCAGGGAGCUCAACGUCCGGUCCGUGUCCCCGUGGACCUACGUAACCAGAACCCUGGAGGACCACUUCCCCUCCAGCUACUCCGAGGCCCAGUGCCUGUGUGCCGGCUGCCUGCUGGUGCAGAGGGACGGCUCGGUGCUGGAGAGUUCCGACUACAACUCUCGCAGCGUCAAGCAGAGUCGAGUGUUUCUGAAGCGGGAGCCCUGCGAUAAGGGAGGAUAUUCUCUGAAGCCGGUGACGGUGGAAGUUUCCGUGGGCUGCACCUGCGUUAAAGUGGUCAGCAGGUCGUAGUCGCACCCACACACUGCGGGAUUAUUUAUAUAUUUAUGUAUUUAUUGAGACCAGCUGUGAGCAGCUGCACCAUGUGGAUCCACUGAGGGAUCUCCAGAUUAACGGCUAUCGUAUAGUUCUCUGCUCAGGACGCUUAUUUAUUGCCUCUGACUGUAUUUAUUGAUGCUGUAGCUUUCGUCCCAGUGGGACUUCAACGUCUGGCUUCUUUGAAGCACAAUAAAGAGAUAAGUUGCAUUUUAAAGAUGAAACGCUGAAGUUUGUGUGUUCAAUAGACCCGAAAUCACAAUAAAGAGGCACCAACUGGACACCAAAUAGACACAAAAAGACAUUAAAGAAACACAAAAUGACAAUAAAGAGACACAAAAAGUCACUAAAGAGUCACAAAACUACACAAAAAGACAUUAAAGAGACACAAAACCACAAUAAAGAGACACAAAAUGACACAAAAUCACAAUAAGGGUACAUAAAAUCACAAUAAAGACACACAAAAAGACACCAUCAGACACAAAAAGACAUUAAAGAGACACACAAUCACAAUAAAGAGACACAAAAAGUCACUAAAGAGUCACAAAACUACACAAAAAGACAUUAAAUAGACACAAAAUCACAAUAAAGAGACACAAAAUGAAACAAAAUCACAAUAAGGGUACAUAAAAUCACAAUAAAGACACACAAAAAGACACCAUCAGACACAAAAAGACAUUAAAGAGACACAAAAUCACAAUAAAAAGACACAAAAAGACCAAACAGACAUUCAAGAGACACAAAAUGACACAAAAAGAUACUAAAGGGACACAAAUUUACAUUAAAGAGAUACAAAAUUAGACACAAAAAGUCGCUAAAGAGUUACAAAACUUCACAAAAAGACAUUAAAUAGACAUAAAACGACACAAAAUGACACCAAAUAGACACAAAAAGACAUUAAAGGGACACAAAAUUGCAAUAAAGAGAAACAAAACGACACAAAAUGACAUUAAAGCUACAAAAAAAUCAGACCAAAGAGAUACAAAAAGUCAUUAAAGUAUCAUAAAGCUACACAAAAAGACAUUAAAGAGACACAAAAUCACAAUAAAGAGACACAAAAUGACACAAAAUCACAAUAAGGGUACAUAAAAUCACAAUAAAGACACACAAAAAGACACCAUCAGACACAAAAAGACAUUAAAGAGAAUAAUGCUACAUAAGCUGCUGUAACAAUGUGAAUUUCCGCUGGCGUGGGGAGAAAUAAAGGACUUAUCUUAUAAAAUCACAAUAAAGAGACACACAAAGACACCAUCAGACACAAAAAGACAUUAAAGAGUCACAAAACUACACAAAAAGACAUUAAAGAGACACAAAAUCACAAUAAAGAGACACAAAAUGACACAAAAUCACAAUAAAGACACACAAAAAGACAUCAAACAGACACAAAAAGACAUUAAAGAGACACAAAAUCACAAUAAAAAGACACAAAAAGACCAAACAGACAUUCAAGAGACACAAAAUUACACAAAAAGAUACUAAAGGGACAAAAAUUUACAUUAAAGAGAUACAAAAUUAGACACAAAAAGUCACUAAAGAGUUACAAAACUUCACAAAAAGACAUUAAAUAGACAUAAAAUGACACAAAAUGACACCAAAUAGACACAAAAAGACAUUAAAGGGACACAAAAUCGCAAUAAAGAGAAACAAAACGACACAAAAUGACAUUAAAGCUACAAAAAAAUCAGACCAAAGAGAUACAAAAAGUCAUUAAAGUAUCAUAAAGCUACACAAAAAGACAUUAAACAGACACAAAAUCAGGACAAAGAGACACAAAACUACACAAAUACACACAAAAAGAGAUUAAAUAGAUUCAAAAUCACUAUAAAGAGACACAAAACUACACCAAGUUACACUAAAGAGGCACAAAAUUACAUUCAAGGGACACAAAAUCAGACCAAAGAGACACAAAACUACAAAAUGAUACUGCAAGGACACAAAAUGACACUAAAUACACACAAAACUACCCAGAAGGGCAUUAAAUAGACCCAAAAUCACAAUAAAGAGACACAACUACACAAAAUGAUGCCAAAUAGAGACAAAAAGACAUUAAAGAGACACAAAAUCAGGACAAAGAGACACAAAACUACACAAAUAGACACAAAAAGAGAUUAAAUAGACUCAAAAUCACUAUAAAGAGACACAAAACUACACAAAAUAAUACUAAAGAGACACAAAAUUGCAUUCAAUGGACACAAAAUCAGACCAAGGAGGGUCCGUGUAUAUUUAGGCAGUUGGAUUUUCCGUUCUGAAAAACAAAAAACUAGUGGUUAUUUGA
Messenger RNA from Amphiprion ocellaris (clown anemonefish), 2943 nucleotides. RefSeq names its product interleukin 17c (gene il17c). The record is from RefSeq and is a predicted model, not a curated record. Gene Ontology annotation, molecular function: cytokine activity. The transcript is spliced from 3 exons. Lineage: Eukaryota; Metazoa; Chordata; Actinopteri; Pomacentridae. Bases 153 to 644 code for a protein of 163 amino acids. Gene Ontology annotation, cellular component: extracellular region. Gene Ontology annotation, biological process: inflammatory response.